CCUGUGCCCCUCUGAUCCUCAACGUGACUCAGGUGAACUCUUCCACGGUGGAGGUGUUCUGGAUGGCUACAAACACCGAGGCUAACUACACUGUGAUCGCCAUGGGUCUCACCGACACGCUCACCUGCUCAUCCAGCGGCACUUCCUGCUACAUCAGUGUGUCCUGUGGAUCCACAUAUGACGUCAGCACCUACGCCACAACCACAGCAGGACAGAGUCUUCCCAGCUACUCCAUUCCCCUGGAAACAGGACCCUGUUGUCCAGAAACUCUGAGUGUUGAGCAGGUGACCCAGUCUAUGACAAACAUCACUUGGUCGGCUGCCACAGGGGCGCGGUCUUAUGUCACCUCUUUGACAUCCCCCAGAGGUCACGCCAGAUGUCACACCAUGGACACCCACUGCCUGCUGGGAUGCAUCACAUGUGGCACCAGCUACAAUGUGUCGCUGGAGGCCUUCAGCAUUACUGGACAUAAAUCAGAGUGCAGUUACCACGGUUUCUCUGCAAGUGCGUGUUGUCCGUCCAGCGUGAGACUCUACCGGAUGGAUAACAACACUCUUCGGGUGUACUGGCGCUCUUCUCCCGGCCUGUACAACUACACAGCCGACCUGCACGGUACCAGAUCCAACUACACCUGCAGUGCCACAAAUGGGGCUCAUGGAUGUGACAUCUCUGAGAUCCUGUGUGGGGAAGUAUACACUGUCGUGGUCGCUCCCUUAACACAAGAGGGUUCGAAGGUCACAUACUGCCCCAGAAGACUCUACUCAGUCUCCUGUUCUGGAAACACUGUGGGAAUGGUGAUCUAUCGAGGCCGGAGGAUUCCUGCCACCUCACAAAUAACAUAUUCAAAGGCAAUAUCAAGCACCUCCAUCAGGUUUGACUGGUCCAGUGCACAAGGAGCUGAUAAAUACAUUUUGGUGGUGAAUGGAACUUUCCAUCCUGAGACUCAUAACCUCACAUUCACCUCGCUAAGUGGACAGAUAGACAACCUCCAGCGAGCCACUUCGUACAGCUGUUACGUUUAUUCCGCCAAUUCUGCAGGACUCGGCACCAAGAGCCUUGUCAGAACCAUCAGAACAUUGGUGCAGCCACCAGAUAAUGUGGCUGUGAACGAGUUAACGCAGACCACGGCUCGCGUAACAUGGAACGCCAUCUCAGGUGUCCUGCUUUACCAGCUUUCAGUGAUGGCCAAUAACAAGCCGGGAUUUCCCCCGCUUAUUAAGAAUGUCACUGCUUCCCCUGUGAACAUCUCAAACCUGGAGCCGUGUACAACAUACACAAUAGGGGUUGCAUCUAUCAACAUGUUCCUUGAACCAGGAGAGUCCAAUAAUGUCACCUACACAACUUCCACCAUUGCAACAGUUUCCUCCAUCUCUGUGGAGUACAGCUGUCGUACUUCUACGGCAACGGUUAGUUGGGAUGUGGCUUUUGGUGCCACGUCGUACCGUGCCGUCAUUACAGAUGGUCAAGGCCGGUCGCUCAACUGCACUUCCAUGGACACCACCUGCCAGAUCUCGAAUCUGGUCUGUGGAGAACGGUACGCCGUACGGAUUAUAGCCAUCGCUAACUGUGAAAGCACUUCCGACGGCAGCUACAUCUUCGAGACAGCACCAUGCCCACCCAAAGCGCCAAAAGUGUACCGCGAGUGCUCCACUAAUGUCAUCUUGUUCUCGUGGGAGCCCACCAACAACACGGCUUAUUACUUCGCCAUUGCUGUGGACUCGGAUGAACUGGUAAUGGAAUGCGUCACUGGGGAAACCUCCUGUUAUUUCACCGACACCGUCUGUGGCCAAACCUACAGCUUCUAUGUCAGCGCCAUCUACUCCGGAGGACUAGACUGCAAGAGUGGAAACACAGAGGGUGUGGUGAUCAAAACAGCCCCAUGUUUGCCGCAGAACAUCUACACGACUGCAAACUGUAAUAGCAUCAGCAGUGCCAUCAUUACUUGGGACGAGGCCGCAGGAGCCGAGGCCUACGCUGUGGAGGCCCGCGGUAAUCGUAAAGAUUUAUACAACUGUACGUCUGCAAACACAAGCUGCACGCUAACAGAUCUGGAUUGCGGAGAGAGCCUGAGCGUGUGGAUUGUUGCCACAAAUGGUGAAUGCACUACUGAUCCUGUGCUGGGAGAUGUAGCAGAAACAGUUCCCUGCAUACCUCAGAACGUGUCUGCUGUGGAGACCUGUAGUUCAGACUCUGCCUCUCUCACAUGGAACUAUGCCAACGGUGCCAUCUUCUACAUCGGAAUGGCGACUCACGUGAAUGGCACAGUUCACACCUGUGUUGCCAUGGUGGCAGAAUGCACAAUCCCAGACCUGCGAUGCGGCGAGGCAUAUGACGUGUAUGUCAUGUCAACUAACCUGAAAUGCAACAGUUCUGAGAGUCAACAUGUCACCCUGCAGACAGCUCCCUGUGACCCUCAGAACAUCACAACUGUGCUCCAGUGUGACACCAACACGGCCAACGUGACAUGGGCUGCCAGUGCGGGAGCUAAUGGGUACACGGCAAUGGCAACAGACGGGCAGCAGCAACGUUUAGCUUCUUGUCACUCUAUGGGGACUUCCUGUCAGCUGACCUCUCUGCCGUGUGGGAUGAGACUAAAUGUAACUGUCCAAGCUGAUGGCGCCACCUGCAACAGCAGCUCUCAACCUAAAGCUGUAGUGGAAACAGCACCCUGCACUCCCACCAAUGUCGCUGCUGCUCUAAACUGUACAUCCAACAUUGCUUCCAUCACCUGGCACAGUGCCCUUGGUGCCACUUGGUACUUGGUAAAGGCAGAAGGCAACCAAGGGUACAAGACGUCCUGCAACAACACUGUCACACACUGUGAUAUCCCAAACCUGCAGUGCGGCCAGGAAUAUUCCAUCACAGUCAUGGGCAUGAAUGGUGACUGCAUGGGCUUGGCUAGCCAGCCUGUCACUCUCGUCUCAGCACCAUGUCCCAACACUGGCAUUCAAGCCAGUCUGGACUGCAGCACCAACUCAGCACUCAUUUCUUGGACACCAGGCAAUGGUUCGCUAAGUUUCAAUGCAACACUGCAGUCUUUCCAGGACCCCCAAAAGCACAACUGCUUCACCAACGGCUCCUCCUGCAGCAUCAGUUCACUGCCGUGUGGUCAGCACUAUAACAUCAGUGUUACAGGACACGGCCAGACCUGUUCAACCUCUUCUAAAACCUUGGUCACUCUUGACACAGCUCCAUGUGUUCCCACUCAAGUCAAUGUGUCAUUAUCCUGUGGGUCGGACACUGCAUCUGUUUCCUGGGCAGCAUCCAGUGGCCUUGUUUCAUACUAUAUAGUAACAGCAGUAGAUGAUAAUGGACAUACGCUAUCCUGCAACUCCAGCAGCACUUCCUGUGACAUCAGCGGCCUGGCGUGUGGUCAGGCGUACAACGUGACAGUCACAGCUAUGAGCGUGGACUGCACUGGGCAACGUAGUGACAUGCGUCGCAUCAAUACUGCACCCUGUGCUCCACAAUCUGUGGUCAGUCAGCUCUUAGAUUGUCAAACAGGUGAUGUUCAAAUUAGCUGGCAGUCGAGUAAAGGGGCGCAGAUCUACUAUGCUCAAGCAAAAUCUACUGACAAGACCCUGGUGUGUAACUCCACCUCUACGUCCUGCAUCAUCCCUGCACUCGGCUGUGGGCAGACGUACAAUAUCACUGUGGUUGCAGAGGCCAACGGCUGUAGCUCCAACACCAGUGCGAUCAGUCAGUCAUGGGGUAAUUUUCAUUUUGGGGUAAACUAUCCCUUUAAGAGUGAAAUGCUUAAUACUGGAGACAUGCAGAAUAAUAGUCUCAGCAUAUGUAUUUCUGUUUCCUCUUUAGCACCGUGUCCACCUACAUCUGUCGCUGCUGUUUUGGACUGCUCGACUAACACAGUCUUAGUGUCGUGGAGCUCCAUGGCCAUUUCCGGGGUUCAUUACACAGCAAGCGCCAUUGGCCCAUUGGGGCCCUCUAGUGGUGUGGAGUGCAACACAACAAACUUGAACUGCACUCUUGCCCACUUGCAAUGUGGCAGCCAAUACAACGUCACUGUCACUGCUACCCAAAACAACUGUACUAGCAAAUCCAGCACGGAGUACUCCUUCAUUACAGCACCGUGUCCACCUACAUCUGUCGCUGCUGUUUUGGACUGCUCGACUAACACAGUCUUAGUGUCGUGGAGCUCCAUGGCCAUUUCCGGGGUUCAUUACACAGCAAGCGCCAUUGGCCCAUUGGGGCCCUCUAGUGGUGUGGAGUGCAACACAACAAACUUGAACUGCACUCUUGCCCACUUGCAAUGUGGCAGCCAAUACAACGUCACUGUCACUGCUACCCAAAACAACUGUACUAGCAAAUCCAGCACGGAGUACUCCUUCAUUACAGCUCCAUGUGUGCCAGUUCUGAACGACGUGGCUCUGAACUGUAGCUCAAGGUCUGCUGUGGUGAAGUGGUCUAGUUCAGGGUUGAGUCUAGGUGCAUUUUCGGUCAGUGCAGUGAGCACUCAGGGUGAACAGCUGGGCUGUGGUGUCUUCAACAAUGGUGAAUGUGUGGUGGAUGGACUGCAGUGUGGACAGACGUACACGUUCAUUGUGAAUGCAACGCAAGGCCAAUGCACCAGUGCUGCUAGUAACACACUGCAGAGGGAGACAGCCCCAUGCCCUCCAUUGAAUAUCCAGUCCAUAAUGAACUGUGGCAGCAACACAGCGAGUGUGUCUUGGUCCGGCGGCAAUGGAGCUCUGUCCUUUACGAUGACAAUGGAAUGCUCUAAUGGACAGACGCACAUCUGCAGUACCAAUGAAACAGGAUGUGACAUCACUAACAUGGCAUGUGGACAAACAUGCACAGUUAAGGUAGUGGCAGAGGGACGUUCCUGCAACAGCUCUGCAGGCACUGGAUCACCUGUCAUAACAAGUCCUUGUGUACCACAAAACGUGUCGGCCAGUGUAAGCUGCAGCAGCAACAUAGCAACAGUAACCUGGGGGAGCAGCCAAGGGGCGGAGCUUUACACAGUGACAGCCAGCAGUGCUAAUGUCCUUUCAGCUAACUGCACCUCACCAUCCACUUCCUGUGACCUGUCAACUUUGACCUGCGGAGAGUCUUACACGAUCACAGUGAAGGCAAAAGGCAGCAACUGCAGCAGUGGGAACAGUGCGCCUGUUCAAGUUCAAGCAGCCCCAUGCCCUCCAUUGAAUAUCCAGUCCAUAAUGAACUGUGGCAGCAACACAGCGAGUGUGUCUUGGUCCGGCGGCAAUGGAGCUCUGUCCUUUACGAUGACAAUGGAAUGCUCUAAUGGACAGACGCACAUCUGCAGUACCAAUGAAACAGGAUGUGACAUCACUAACAUGGCAUGUGGACAAACAUGCACAGUUAAGGUAGUGGCAGAGGGACGUUCCUGCAACAGCUCUGCAGGCACUGGAUCACCUGUCAUAACAAGUCCUUGUGUACCACAAAACGUGUCGGCCAGUGUAAGCUGCAGCAGCAACAUAGCAACAGUAACCUGGGGGAGCAGCCAAGGGGCGGAGCUUUACACAGUGACAGCCAGCAGUGCUAAUGUCCUUUCAGCUAACUGCACCUCACCAUCCACUUCCUGUGACCUGUCAACUUUGACCUGCGGAGAGUCUUACACGAUCACAGUGAAGGCAAAAGGCAGCAACUGCAGCAGUGGGAACAGUGCGCCUGUUCAAGUUCAAGCAGUGCCCUGCACCCCAAGUAAUGUCCUGCCCACCGAGGAUUGUGUCACAAAAGCUUUAGUUGUAUCAUGGACACCUAGUGCAGGAGGACAGUACUACAUGGCCACCUUGCAGGACAGCAAUGGACUGUCCACCACCUGCCAGUCUACAGGCUCACAGUGUAACGUGACAGGUCUCAGCUGUGGUCAGCUGUACCACGUCAAUGUGACAGCGUCAGACAGUCUGUGCAGCAGCCCUCCCAGUGCUACUGUGAACACUAACUCAGUUCCCUGCGCAGCCAGCUCCAUCAUGGCAGUGUUGGAUUGUCAGCUGGGUACAGCCACUGUGUCAUGGCAGUACAGUGCAGGUGCUCAGGGAUACGCUGUCUCUGCCUUGGCACCGGUAGACAACAGGGCUAGCUGCACAUCCAACAGCUCCAUCACGCACUGUGAGCUGAGUGACCUGCAGUGUGGCAAUGAGUAUACGGUGAACGUACAGAGUUUGGGAUACACGUGCAAUGCCAGUGCUCAGAUGACUGGCUCCCUGAUCACAGGUCCUUGUGUACCACAAAACGUGUCGGCCAGUGUAAGCUGCAGCAGCAACAUAGCAACAGUAACCUGGGGGAGCAGCCAAGGGGCGGAGCUUUACACAGUGACAGCCAGCAGUGCUAAUGUCCUUUCAGCUAACUGCACCUCACCAUCCACUUCCUGUGACCUGUCAACUUUGACCUGCGGAGAGUCUUACACGAUCACAGUGAAGGCAAAAGGCAGCAACUGCAGCAGUGGGAACAGUGCGCCUGUUCAAGUUCAAGCAGUGCCCUGCACCCCAAGUAAUGUCCUGCCCACCGAGGAUUGUGUCACAAAAGCUUUAGUUGUAUCAUGGACACCUAGUGCAGGAGGACAGUACUACAUGGCCACCUUGCAGGACAGCAAUGGACUGUCCACCACCUGCCAGUCUACAGGCUCACAGUGUAACGUGACAGGUCUCAGCUGUGGUCAGCUGUACCACGUCAAUGUGACAGCGUCAGACAGUCUGUGCAGCAGCCCUCCCAGUGCUACUGUGAACACUAACUCAGUUCCCUGCGCAGCCAGCUCCAUCAUGGCAGUGUUGGAUUGUCAGCUGGGUACAGCCACUGUGUCAUGGCAGUACAGUGCAGGUGCUCAGGGAUACGCUGUCUCUGCCUUGGCACCGGUAGACAACAGGGCUAGCUGCACAUCCAACAGCUCCAUCACGCACUGUGAGCUGAGUGACCUGCAGUGUGGCAAUGAGUAUACGGUGAACGUACAGAGUUUGGGAUACACGUGCAAUGCCAGUGCUCAGAUGACUGGCUCCCUGAUCACAGCACCAUGUCUGUCCACCAGUGUGUCUGCCAUGGUGGACUGCCCCACAGAUUCAGUUCUAGUGUCUUGGAGUGCCAUUGCUGGGGCGGAGAAUAACUCCGUGACCGCUUUGGGGUCAAAAGGUCAAACAGUCUUCUGCUCAACCAGUCAGAACCACUGUAACAUCUCCUCCCUGCAGUGUGGACAGCAAUUUAACCUCACCUUCAGCUCUAUGAACCAGCAGUGCCAAACGACCUCCACCACCAAUGUCACAUUCCUGUCCAGACCCUGCGUACCACUGCAGCCAGUCGUCGAUAAACUGUGCGGUAACAAAAUGUAUGUGAUGUCUUGGGAUGUGAGAGAAGAAGUUGAUUACUACGUCGCCCGAGCCGUCAGUGCAGCAGGAGAAUAUCAGCUCUGUAACUCCACCAGCUCUGUUUGUUCCUUCCCUACUCUGGGCUGUGGAGAGACCUUCACAUUCACUGUCACCGCCCACAGAGGCCACUGCCAAAGCGACGCCAGCGCACCUGUAUACCUCUCUACAGAUCCUUGCAAGCCAGAGAACGUGACUGCUCACGUGUCAUGUGACAGCGAGACGGUGGCGCUCGACUGGUCAGAAGCCAAAGGAGCAUCAUUCUACAUUGUGAUGGCAGCAGGGAGUCUGGGAUAUUUUGUCAACUUUAACACUACUUCUACUAACCUGUCUGUGUCACUGCUCUGUGGACAAAGCUACAACGUGUCUGUCCAAGCGCACGGCGAUACCUGCGACAGCCUACCGAGCAUUCCUGCGGUUUUCAGACUCGCUUUGACGCCGAUCCUGGACUGUGGCACAGGGGUGGGCUCUCUGAGCUGGGCUUCCAGUGCUGGAGCUGAGACAUAUGAGGUGGAAGCAGUGAGUGAAGACGGGAACACGCUGCCAUUCAGUACCAACAUCACCAGUGGCUUCUUAUCAGAGCUGCUCUGCGGUCAACAGUACCAGGUCAAAGUCAGAGCAAUCAACAGGCAAUGCAGAAGUGUACUGAGUUCACCUGCUUACCUUUCUUCAGUUCCAUGUGUUCCUCAGAACGUUGUAUCUGAGCUGGACUGUAUAUUUAACUUUAUAAAUAUAAGGUGGAACAUCAGCCGCGGGGCGGCGUCUUACCUGGUGGUUGCCAAGGGACCAGAGGGUCCAGUGACUGCCUGUAACACAACUGCGCAGGAGUGCAGACUGCAAACACUGCACUGCAGCUCCUCGUACAAUGUCAGUGUUAUUGCAGUAAACCAACAAUGCAACACAUCAGGAAGCUCCAUCUUACGAAUAAACACCGUGCCGUGUGUACCUACUCAUGUGCAGGGCAGUGUAAACUGUACGACUGGAGCUGUAUCCGUGUCCUGGGGCCCAAGCGUAGGGGCCAUUUCCUAUGCUGCGGUUGCUCAGACUAGUGGUGGCUACGCCUCAGUGUGUAACAGCACUGGAACAGCAUGUGUCUUCUCGGAUCUGCUCUGUGGGAUGAACUAUAGUCUAGCUGUCAGCGCCACUGACGGGACCUGCAACACUGCACCGAGUCAACCAGUUGUGCUGAGUACAGUGCCCUGUAAGCUACAGAAUGUUAGCGCCCAGCUCAACUGUGACACCAACUCUGCUGUUGUAAGUUGGGAGCUCAGUGAUAACGUCACACGUCACACAGUCCAGGCUAUUGGUUCUGAUGGACAUCGCAUCGACUGCACCAGCUCCGACCACAGUUGUACAUUAGCUGGCAUGCGCUGCGGCCAGAGCUAUAACAUUACCGUCACUGCCUUGGAUGGAGCAUGUGACAAUAGCAACACAAACCUCAUGCUGACGUCAGCUCCAUGUGCACCUAGCAAUGUUCAGACGUCUCUGCAUUGCAACAUCAGUGGUGGUGUUGUGUCCGUGUCAUGGGUGCAAGCAAACGGGGCGGAGUUUUACAUGGCCGUGGCCGUGUCUAAUGAUGGUCAUUCCUACUCUUGUAACACCACCACUGCCUCCUGUGAUCUGCAGGAACUGCAGUGUGGCCAGAUUUAUAAUGUCUCUGUCUACUCACUGGCCCAUGGCUGUGGAGGCGUGAAGAGCACUAUGUCUCAGGUGCAGACAGCUCCGUGUCCCCCCCAGAACGUAUCUGCCAUUGUGCAGUGUGAUUCAGAGUCUGUGCUGGUGAGUUGGAACCCAGCAGUGGACGCCAGCCUGUUCAUAGUUGAACUUGAGUCUGAGAGCACUGGUGCAAUCUCCUCAUGUAACAGCACAAACACGCAGUGCUCCAUCACCCAUCUGCCCUGUGGAGAGAGAUUCAACCUCAGUGUGGUGGCACUGAGAGGCGGCUGUCAGAGUCAACCAAGCAGUGACCUUUCCAUCGCCUCAGCUCCAUGUAUUCCACAGGGGGUCAACGGUACUGUGGACUGUGUCACUAACUCUGCAUGGGUAUCAUGGGAUGUAGUUAAUGCUGCAGAGUCUUACACAGUGCUGGCUGUAGGGGAGGACGGUCACAAUUCCACCUGUAGCAGCUCAAACUCCACCUGUAAUGUACCUGACCUAGGCUGUGGAAGGAGCUUCACCUUUCACGUCACUGCCUCAAAUGCUGCUUGCGUGAGCCCACCCAGCAGCAGCUUUCAGCUGGAGACAGCCCCUUGUGCCUUGUCAUCCAUCGUGGUGGUGGCUGAAUGCCACAGUUCUGUUAUCAUGGUACAAUGGCAGAAAGCUCGGAGCGGAAAUUCUCUCUACUUUGCCACAGCAGAGGAUCAAGACCUUUCCAUCCUUUCCUGCAAUAGCUCCGCUUCUUCCUGCAACCUAACCAAUGUGCAUUGCGACAAGGAGUACACUAUCAUUGUGGCUGCUUCGGCCAACAAAUGCAGCAGCCUCCGCAGCCCACCCUACAAGAUCAGAACUGCACCCUGUCAGCCCUCAUCAGUACAGGCCGAUACAGACUGUCAGUCAAAGGAUGUGUUUGUGUCAUGGAACCCAUCAUACGUGGCACAGUCGUACCUGCUUAGUGCAGUUGGCAGAAAUGGAGACUUGAAGACGUGCAAUACCUCGAACAAUAACUGCACGCUAACUGAUCUGCAUUGCAGCAACAUCUAUCAUGUGUCCGUUUUAGCCAGUAAUGAGAACUGCACCAGCCUGCCCAGUGCUAACAUCACCAUCAAAACGGUGCCAUGUGAGCCAGCCAACUUAACUGCAACCGUACAGUGCGGGAACAGUAGUAGUGCCUCCUUGUCCUGGGUGGGGAGUACAGGGACGGUGGCCUACAUGGGACUUGCUCAGUCAGAAACCGGCACAACAGCCUACUGUGAAACCACACACACGUCUUGUACUCUGGAGGGCUUAGUGUGUGGCACUGUGUACAACUUUACAGUGCAGGCAACGGAUGGCUUCUGCAACAGUUCCUUGAGUGAACCUCAAACUAAGGGAGCAGCUCCAUGUCCUCCAGCUGGAUUGAGGGUUGUCCCUCGUACAGUAGUAAAUGAUACUCAGAUCUUGAGGGCGUCUUGGUCUACUGUGAAUUGUCCUAAUUCUGAAUACCUCCUGGCACUCACGGGCAGCAUUCAGGGCAACAACCAAGCACUCUUUGACCUCACCUCCUAUUGGACAAGACGCACAUUCUUCGAAGUGCCUCUCCUUUGUGGCUCCACCUACAGCGCAACCAUCAGUGCGAGGAACUCUGCCGCCACAAGUGACAAGUCUGCUGCUGUCACUGGAAGCACAGUGCCUUGUGCCCCUCUAAAUGUGACGUUCUCUGCAUCAUCGGCGGUAGUGGCAUGGAACGAGUCACUAUUUGCUACAAACUACACUGUGUAUGAGGUUACUUCCUCUGGAAGGACGAAACUCUGCAUGAGCUCACAGCUCCUCUGCUCCGUCACCAAUUUCAGCAGUGGUCACAUUGUUGUAACUGCCCAUAACACUGCCGGCGAGAGUGAAGACUCGGUGCCUGUUGUAGUGACAGCAGGUCGCAGGAGGAGGUGAGACCUGGCACAAAGUGAGAAAGGCCUGACCAACCCUGAGUAAAUGCUUGCAUCUCAUCUCAUCGCACUCAAACUCUUGCCUCUGAGAACUCCUGCACUUAUCUAAGAAUUCUUGAAACUGUGAUAUUUAACUUUUGCAUGUUACAUAUAUUCUGGUUUAAGGUUCACUUUUUUUUUUUUAAACAAUAUUUAAGGGUGGGAUAGAUUGCCUGGGUAAAAGAUUAACUUUCUUUUAAAAUGUUUUCCAAAAUCUGUUGUUUCUGGCUGUGGGAUUUACUUUCAUGCAAUGCCAAAUAUUUUUUAAAAAGGUCUUAUAUAAAUAUGUAUUCCUAUGUUUUUGUAUACGAGUAGAGUUAUAUUAAAUACAAAGAGCAUUUCUCCAUGUGAUCAGUCUUAUAAAUAACCUGUAAAGCACAUGUAAAAUAAAUUAACCAUACACAAAACACCUGCUGUUCUUAUAAAAUGAAUGUUCUUACAAGGAACU
This is a messenger RNA of Sinocyclocheilus grahami, 11399 nucleotides long. RefSeq lists its product as uncharacterized. The record is from RefSeq and is a predicted model, not a curated record. NCBI's taxonomy places the organism in Eukaryota, Metazoa, Chordata, Actinopteri, Cypriniformes, Cyprinidae. The transcript has 45 exons. Bases 63 to 10916 code for a protein of 3617 amino acids. Gene Ontology annotation, molecular function: protein binding.